UAAUGACUUUUAUUCAGCAAAUUAAAAUGAAGUUAUCGGUUAAAAAGGAAGAAAGUUGAUGAUUUGUUCGGCGAAAUUGCCUUAAGUGGUUGACAAGGUGGGCGUUUUUUGCACAAGAUAUCGCGUGACUCGGUAAAUCUCGCAGGGAGGCGCGUUCACUGACCUCAGCGCGGUCGAAGAAGCACAGCCACAGAGUAGGGAGGCGUUAGGCAAGCAGAAGAAUCUUGAAGUUGUGGAAGUGGGAGAAAAGCAUGUUGCUUCUUCGCCCGCGGCGAUUUUCAGCAGCAAAAUAUAGAGGAGUGAGAGGUUACAAAUGACUGACGGGACCUAUCGAGAUCAGUGUUUGCUUUGCAGUCAGAUUAACGGAGAUAAAUAAUGUUUUGGUGGAUCUGCUGGCUGUUGAUACUGCGUUUGAAAUGUGUAGUUCAAGCUCAAGAUGAAAACCGGGUGUUUUUCCUGCCGGGAGCGUUCCAGAACGUCAGUGUAUCGGGGAAUGAGACGGUGCAGGCUGUCACCACCGGGAUCCCCUCAGAGGUCGCGUUCGUCACGGUGCAGUUGCACACCCAGCGUCACAACGUGACGCUUUCCUACAGCACCACACCAGUAUUUGGUCUCUCUUCAACGGCAGUGGACACAGGCAUCCUGUUACCUCUUCUGCCGGGUCAAACGUCCUUUACUUUGUUUCUGUUCUCCGCUGAUGGGAGCACAGUCACAAGUACGGGGGUUAUUCUCCCAUUCUCCAACACAGAUCCUGUGCCAGGCGGGUGUAACAUUGAGUUCAAUUUAAACAUCGACCCCAACAUCUACCUGCGCUACAACCUCUUUGAAACCACGAUCCAGUUUGCGCCGGCUAACCUGGGGUAUGAAAGGGGCGACUCUCCUCCAUCCUGCGACACGACUACAGGAACAAACACAAGGUGGCGACUACAGUACGACAUCUACCGGUACUUCUUGCCUGAGAACGACUUGUCGGAGCGCAGCCUGUUUCGCGGCGUCCAGACGGUGGCGGAUGUUGAUGGCAUGGUGGAGAACGGCAAACUGAUUAUGACGCUAUCAUCAGCAGAAAGGAGCACUUUGGUUUUUACGUCCAUCCCUGGUCAAGGCGUCAUUUACUCAGUUAUUGUGAGGGAUCCAAUUCUUAACACGUCGGCCUCUUAUGUGCCGGUCCACACGUAUGCGUGUAGCUUUGCUUCGAAGCUGGAUGGAUGUCAAACGCUGGGGAAGAUUACAACAAAAGUAUUCUUUACAAUAGCUGGCUUGGCAGGCCUGUUUGUCUGCUUCUUUGGGCACCGAUUCUUUAAAUCAGAGUUGUUUUGCAUGGGCUUCAGCUUUUCCGCCUUCUUCUUUUUCGUGCUCAUCACCAGAACCACGGCGCUGGAUUACGACAUCCGUUUGGCCGUGUCGGCAGUCAUCGGCGUGGUAGGCGGAGUCCUCCUGGUGAUGAGUUGGUGGCGUUUCGGCUCGGUCAUUGCGUGCGUGGUGGUCAUCGGCCUGAUGUUGGGCUUCCUCGUUGCAUCCACCGUCCUCUUCACUCCCCUCGGUGAUCUUGAUGUGUUUAGGCGCUCGGAUGCUGUUUUCUGGGUGACGUUCUGCAGCAUCAUGAUCAUCGUUCCGCUUUUUUUCAUGCGUUGGCCCAGAGAGGGUAACAUCACCACAUGCGGCGUCAUCGGCGCGUACGCCGUCAUCCUAGCGGUGAACGCCUACAUCUACACCAGCCUUUCCUACAUCACCCUUAACAUCCUCAAGCGCUUCCUUAACAACAAUUUCAACGCCAUGUUCACUGACGUGCCCUUCCAAACAAUCGACUACAUCAUGAUGACACUUUGGGUGGUGUUGGCCGUCGCGGGGAUCGUCUUGCAGCUGUACCGGGAGCGCACGAGGCCUUUUUUCCCACCUAGCCCGUACCUCAUGUGGCUGCAGGAGCGAGAACGGCGCAAAACUAACGUGCUCGACCCGAGCCACCACUUCCCACCGCUGCCCAACCGCCUCCUGGCCCGAGCACGGCAGCUCACCAAGCGGAUGGAACCGGCUGGCGAGCACACGCCGCUGCUGCUCUAGCUCCCGGACUAAUCCAACAAGAACUGAAAGAAUCCGGACGUCAGAUGGUUCUCAUAGUUUUGAAAAUGAAUAAUAAUGACAAUGUAGCUUUUUAGCCUUUGUUCACUGCACUUUUUCCUGUUUGCACUAAAACACAAACUAGCACAUUACCCGCCCUUGCAUGGUUCAAAACUCAGGCUCAACUUUUAAUUGCAACAAUUUUAAAAGUGACGCACCCGAGAUGCCUUUAAAAAAGGCUCUGCUUCCACUUUUAAAUGUCAGUGAACAACACAACAAAACUGACUAUGUCAUAAAGUGUUUUAUAAAUUGAGCCUGCAACUUUUGCUCCGUACCUUGCGAUUCAUUGUUUUAAUCAAAAAACAAAAAUAGGUGUUCAUAUAAUGUUUUGACGUCAUUUUUGAUGCACUGACCCAUUAUCUUGUGUUGUCCACAUUGUUAUGCAAUAUUUCACAUUAACAUUGUGUCAGUAAUUUAAAGAAAAUGUCAGGAUUUGUACUAUAUCGUGCUGUAAUAUAAAUAAAAUGUGUCUAAUCCUUGCAAUGUGAAGA
Molecule: messenger RNA, 2606 nt
Organism: Corythoichthys intestinalis (scribbled pipefish)
Lineage: Eukaryota; Metazoa; Chordata; Actinopteri; Syngnathiformes; Syngnathidae
Gene: tm7sf3
Product: transmembrane 7 superfamily member 3
Exons: 12
Coding region: 376-2058 (560 amino acids)
Biological process (GO): negative regulation of programmed cell death
Cellular component (GO): plasma membrane
Source: RefSeq, a predicted model, not a curated record